AUGAAACAUAAAAAGAGUUUUCCUUAUGUAUACUUAAAUAUUGGAGGUCUGUCUUCUAAUUACAGUAUGCUUAAAACUAUGGUUGACGAAAUACAUCCCUUACUAAUAUUUCUAUCUGAGACUCACAUAGUUGAUCCGGAAGCCUUCGAACAAUAUUCGCUAAAAGACUAUAAUACAGUUUCAUGUUUAUCACAUUCUAGACACACUGGUGGUGUAUCAAUGUAUAUACAUAGCUCAGUACAAUUUAAGGUGCUCCUAAAUCAAGCGAAAGAAGGUAACUGGUUCUUAGCAAUUUCAGUUUUGAAAAAUACUACAAAAGCAAGGUACGGCCUAAUCUAUCACUCACCCAGUUCGAGUCCUUCUAGGUUCCUAGCUAUUCUUGAAGAGUGGUUAGAACAAUUUUUAGAAUACGAUAAAAUAAAUAUAGUGAUGGGAGAUUUUAAUAUGAACUGGAUGAAUGCAUCUGAGUCUAGACAUCUAAAAAGGAUUACAGAAGGAUUGGGCAUACGACAAAUAGUGAAUCUGCCCACACGAAUAACACGCAGUAGUAGAACAUUGAUUGACCACAUGUAUACAAAUAACUAUUCAGUUUCAACUUGCAUUAAAAACAACUUAAAAAUUUCAGAUCAUGAAACAAUUCAAUGGUCAAUCGAUGAAAAAUAUACCCGUACUAAUCUAUUACGAGUUAAGUGCUGGAAAAAGUACUCUCCAGAAAUUUUGAAUACGAUGGUGUCUGAAGGAAUUCAGGAAAAUGUUGCUAAUAUCAACGAUAAAUGUAUUAGGUUAACAGCUGUCUUAGAGAAUAGUAUGUCACAGCUUGUGCAAGAGAAAACAAUAAACACAAAUUGUUCAGCUAAAUGGUACACUAUUCAAUUGGCCCAGCAGAAACAUAAACGAGACAAAUACUAUAACAAAUUUCUCCAAACAAACCAGAAUUCUGAUUGGACAAUUUAUAAAACAGCUAGAAAUUUGUAUAGUAGAGCUUUAACUACAACCCGAAGAUCAUACCUUGAACAUAAAAUUAAUCAGAAUAGAAAGAAUAGUAAGGAACUUUGGAAAAUCCUAAAAUCUUUACUGAAUCCAAGAGGAACUAUUAAUAGUCCUUGUAUAAUAUUCAAUGGAUCAAUGGUGUAUGACUCAGAGAAAAUUGCUGAAACUUUCAAUAAAUUCUUUGUCCAGAUCGUAUUGGACAUUCAUCGUAGUAUUGGUCAAACUAAUGAAGCUUACGCAAGUCUUCGAGAAACGGACUAUAUAUUUAAAUUUAGAUCUAUCUCCUACGGACAAUUGAAAAACGUGGUCAAAAAUCUAAAUAAUUCAUCAGGAAUCAAUAAUGUCAAUUCAAAAAUCCUACUAGAUUGUUUUCACACUGUAGGACAUGAACUACUAAACAUUAUUAUUUAUUUAUUUAUUUAUUUAUUUAUUUAUUACGAUACAAAUAUCUGCCUCAGAGGGCUAAAUAUAGGGAAACUUACUGACUAAAACUUAAAAUUAAUGAUAACAAACAAAUACUUAAAUCUAACUAGACAAACAUAUACUAGACAGCAAGCAAUUUGUAACACUAUAUUGUAUUAAUUAUUCGAUCACGAGAGGAGUGUUUCCAACCUCCUGGAAAGAGUCUCUUGUUGUACCUAUACAAAAAGUAUCGGGAACUGUUCUUGCAAAUGAAUUCAGGCCUAUAAACAAAUUAAAUAUUUUUGAAAAAGUAUUAGAGACAGUUGUUAAAGAACAAUUAGUAGAAUAUAUAAACAGCAAUCAUUUAUUUAUACCUGAACAGUCGGGUUAUAGGGUUGAUCAUUCUUGCGAAUCGGCUCUUAACCUAGUGCUGGCAAAAUGGAGGGAAGCUUUUGAUGGUAAAAAGACUACAAUUGCUGUAUUCCUCGACCUAAAAAGGGCCUUUGAAACAAUUUCGAGGCCACUAUUAUUAAAAGUGUUAA
This is a messenger RNA of Anopheles merus, 1934 nucleotides long. RefSeq lists its product as uncharacterized. The record is from RefSeq and is a predicted model, not a curated record. Lineage: Eukaryota; Metazoa; Arthropoda; Insecta; Diptera; Culicidae. The transcript has 2 exons. Gene Ontology annotation, molecular function: catalytic activity. Bases 1 to 1479 code for a protein of 492 amino acids.